Messenger RNA from Magallana angulata, 2091 nucleotides. RefSeq lists its product as uncharacterized. The record is from RefSeq and is a predicted model, not a curated record. The transcript is spliced from 2 exons. The coding region runs from base 229 to 2091 and encodes 620 amino acids. Lineage: Eukaryota; Metazoa; Mollusca; Bivalvia; Ostreida; Ostreidae.
CAAUAUAUAACAAUAAACAAAUAAAUAUAUAAAAAUGUGUAGUGUCCCGAAACUAUUCUUUCCGGAUUUGUUGGUUUUCACUUUACAUCUAUUGACUGUAUUCCGGAUGUGAUCGAUGACAUCAGUGCCAACCUCGUGGGUUCCAGAACCCUGCUUAUUUUAUGGUCUUUAAAGCCACCUAUGUAAUCAGAUGUCCAGGAACAAGACCUGUUCACAGAUCUGGAAGACAUGGACUGGAGCGAGGUGACUCUUGCCGAAGGUGAUGACUUGCUAGAUGCGGUCCACUUUCAUGACAUCGCGGAGUCCUCGUUUCACGGAGAUCAAUCACUUCUAGAAAACUUGGACACCUUCGACUUUACAGAGUUACUAGGACCUUCCUUCGCUCGGGACUCGACAGUGCAAAAUGGAGGCGGGAGGGACGAUUUCAACAUCCGUCUGCUUAAGGAAAAGGCUCUCAAGACAAUGGGGGUCAAAGAAGUCUCAUACGAACUGACUUUCAACAACCGCCUCUUUGGUGAGCAGAACAAAAUGAACGAGGUGUUCGACCUUCUCAGGGAAGCCUUCCAGAAAAUGAUAGAUCGAGUCAAAAGAGACCUUCGUCCUGGAGAUAUUGUCCGUGUGGCCAUUCACAACGAAGGACUUGACCUACCGGUGUUCGUUCCCUUCCGUCCAAUGGAAAACAUGAAUACGGACACCGUGCUGGAAACCUUGACCCACGUUCUUAAUAGUAAUGAGGAUGUGGCUUUUGAUUCCUCAUGUCGGGUCGAUGUAGGAGCUAUCCGAGGGGGCAAAGGGCGCAAGAUGUCGACUUUGGCUCUUAAGAUUGCCAAAAAGCGUUCGAUUGUGGCGAUCUACAACGACAACAACAUCUGUCUUGUUCGGGCUACUCUUGUUGCCCUCGCCGGCGCCUGUAAGCUUCAUCCAGAUGAGUUCCGCAAAUGCCAGAUGCGACAGCCAACAUUCACUGCCGGAGAAAUGCUCAUUCAUUUUGGGGUGUGUCCAAUCUGGUAUUAUAACGAUCUACGCGCCAAUCAUCAGCGGGCACAAGACCUCUUGACGAUUCGAGUCUGCGAGGCCCUAGGGAUUGUCGCGGACGAACCCUUGCCUUAUGCCUGCAUCCCUCGCCUGGAAGAAUUCCUGAAUAUAAACUUAUAUGUCAUCAGUGCAAGUAUGGGGGAUAAGUUUUCGUACAUCAGCGCCCACCACAAUCAAGAACGCAAGAAAGUUUUUCUGUACCACGAAGGCAUAAACGACAAGGAACACUUUCACGCCAUUCCUAACAUCACUGGAUUUUCCACCAGUUCUUACUUUUGUCAGCACUGUCUCGUGCCAUUUAAGAAACCUUACCGUCACCACUGCGUGAAUUACUGUGGCGUGUGUCAGUCGUAUGACUGCCGCAAGGGUCGAGAACCCUGUCCGAAUGUCACCGGACCUGUCGCUCCCUGGCGUGUUACCGAAGACACAAAACACUCACUGACAAGGGGUUCGUUCCUUGUCAGACCGCAUACAAGUGUCCCGUUUGUCUGCAGACCUUUCACAUCUCCGACAGAAUGCCAGAAGAUCAUCGCUGCGGACAUUACACGUGCAAGUCCUGUCAUCAGUAUAUCGAACCCGAACACCUCUGUUACGCCAGAGCUCACGCGGUCUCCCCGCCAGAGCCACGACGAUACAUCUUUGCCGACAUCGAAUCCUCCCAGCGAGACGAGAUCGUGCAGUGCUAAUUUGGGUACGCUCCCUCACCCGACCCUGACUGUGUCCGCUGUCAAGACCGCUCCUGUGCGAGUUGUUGCCUCUGUCAGCACUGUCAGAAAUCACACUGCGGGCAAGCCAGACAUUCGUUCGUUCUUGCUGUGUGUCAAACCGCAUGUUCGGAAUGCAAGGAGGAAAAUCGAUGCUCCGCUUGUUCCAAGAUCGAUAAGAAGAUCAAGAAGUACCUUAAACCUCCCUGUACCAACACAUGUGGGAGACGCGAACGAGUCUUCGAGACCUUGCACGAUCUGGGGAUCUGAAUGUUCAGUGACACGCACAAGGGGUUUACGGUCUUCUUCUACAACCUUUCUUAUGACGGCUGCUUUCUCAUUCAAUACCUGA